CUCGGCUCGGGUUACAGUUGAGCUCGAGCUGCUGCACUCAGCGGAGUGCGGAGAGUGUGCGUUACACGGUUACAAAAAAAAAAAAAAAUCAUAUAGGCUACCGGCAUGGAAAUGUUGGCGGGCGGAUUUAGGGCCACCGAGCAGGCUGUUGAGCAGGUCUAAUCUCCACUCUGCACUUUUUUUGUUCCUGAACGGUAACAAACAAGGGGGAGACGUACAUAUAUUUACGCACUGGCAACGCAGCAUGCCCGAGUUGGACUAGAGGCGACUCUGCUGGAGCGCAACACGCACGCGGAACGGCGCUGAGAGCCGGGAGGGAUAUUUACAAUAGAAACUCAAUUCCUUUGCGAAGAAGAAUAGCAGGUGGAGGGGGGUGAGUGAAAGAUAACACUGGAAUGAAGUGGACCUCGGGAUUCCCAGCGUGCUGCGGAGUUGUGACUGAUGGAUGAAUGUGGUCAUCUGUAGGCUAUAUACAGCGACAGGUACAGACACCAUCAGGGGAGCUUUGACAAAGACACGGCGCAGCGCUUCAUCUGCAGCCGCAUCGCCAAAACUGUGUCUCCAAAAUAAAAACCCUGUGUGAUUGGUUAGAUCUGUUUCACCACACACCAGAUCGUGUCUCCGAGUUGUCCCUACAGAGCAAGAAGGUCAGGAAGGGCUGCUUUUGUCUCAGCCACAGGUCAACCAGGACACUCGGGGGCUGCUUUCCUACCAGAUCCUAACAAGAACCGGGGCUCCUUCGCACGUCCAGCGGACAGUUCACCCAAGGACACGGGGGCCUGGAGCAGAUUUUAAGAAGUCGGACAGAAGGACAUGUAUCUGAUAUCGACCUCACAUGCUCCCGACUGAUCGUAGCUCACCUUCCCACCGGGCGAACCACAGAUAAAGGCUGCCAGGCGCACUGUUCGACGCUCUGAGUUAUCGGCUCACUGUCUGUACAUUUAUCAGAAUGGCGGGGCUAGGUUGUUGGAAGUAUUAUCUCUGGAUCUUAAUUUUAAUGUGCAGGUCGGCGUUACCUGCGGCCAAAUCGCUGGAGACUAUAAUUUGGAGCUCACAGAAUCUCAAGU
This is a messenger RNA of Micropterus salmoides (largemouth bass), 1067 nucleotides long. Its product is annotated as ephrin-B1-like. The record is from RefSeq and is a predicted model, not a curated record. Gene Ontology annotation, biological process: ephrin receptor signaling pathway; axon guidance. Gene Ontology annotation, molecular function: ephrin receptor binding. Lineage: Eukaryota; Metazoa; Chordata; Actinopteri; Centrarchiformes; Centrarchidae. Gene Ontology annotation, cellular component: plasma membrane.